Molecule: messenger RNA, 2032 nt
Organism: Papaver somniferum (opium poppy)
Lineage: Eukaryota; Viridiplantae; Streptophyta; Magnoliopsida; Ranunculales; Papaveraceae
Exons: 3
Coding region: 904-1896 (330 amino acids)
Source: RefSeq, a predicted model, not a curated record
UACGAUUUUUGUCAGAAAAUAUAAUUUGUAUCGUGUUACUAUAGAAAUGGUUGAUUUCAGUUAGUUUAUCGCCGAUCUACAAGAUUUCGUGGUUAAAGUUGGUGUUUCAGUUGAGGUACAAUGAAUGAUUUACUUACAUACUAUCCCACUAAAGGUGGUUAUGUUGUCGGAAAAAGUUCAAGGGCUGAGCAUCCUAACAUCGAGAAGAUGCCUGACUAUAGACCUGAAGAAGACUUGGAUUUUCUGCCCAUUUUGGACCCAAAGAAAACUUCUACAAAGGCCACUCAAGUUGAGUCAAGCACAUAUGAAAGUCAAGUAUCUACUAUUGUUGACCCCAAUGAAGUGAUGUCACAUCUAGAUGAUGAAGAUAUAUUUGCAUGUGUGUACCUUGACAGCAACUCAGAAAAUGAGACAAUAAAUGUGGAUGACUUUCCUAAUGAACCAGAUGAGAGUGAUGAUGAUGAACUUCUUUAUCAACCUGAGAUAGAUGAUGAUGAAGAGAUCAACCUAACUUGUCAGAUUCAAGCAACACUAAACUCAACUGAAGAAUUCAAGUAAUAUGUUGUAGAAACUGACAACAUAGAUGGAGAUCACAAGUUGUCUGAAGGUCAAGAGUUUGUGGAGAAGUUGUUUGUUGGGCAGCAAUGGUUGAGUAAAGAACAUUGUAGGGACUAUUUAAAGAAUCUAGCACUUGACCUGAACCAUUCCAUUGUCCAAGUGAUAAACAAGAAAAAGCAACAAGAAUACAAAUGCAAAGAUGAGACUUGUCCAUGGAGGGUUUACUGCUCUGUACUUUCUGAUAAGCAAACAUUUGAAUGCAAAAAAGGUCAUUUUGUCCACACUUAUGAGGCAAUUCAUGGUAUCAAGCAUCCAUCGGUUAAUGCAAGAUGGGUAUCCAAGGUGAUGCUUGAAUCUUUCAAAGCACAUCCAAACUACAAGCCCAGGGACUUCAUGACUGAGGUAAAAAAGAAUCACAAGGUUGAAAUUUCAUACUAUACUGCUUGGCAUGCUUAUCAUCUGUGUAAUGAGAAAAUCUUGGGUAGUUAUGAGGAAGGGUAUUCAUUGCUGCCUGCAUUAUGUGACCAAAUUCUGAAGGAAAAUACCACAAACAUUGCUAAGUUAACAACUGACCCUUUGACUAAGAAGUUUAAGUCCCUGUGUGUGGCAUAUAGGGUGUCAUUAGAUGGUUUUGUGAAGUCUGCAAUACCUAUUCUAGGACUAGAUGGAUGCCAUUUAUCUGGAAAAUAUGGUGGUACUUUGUUGGCCAUUACAUGUCUUGAUGGAAACAAUGGUAUUUUUCCCAUUUCUAUAUACUUGUGUGAGUCAGAGUGUAAGGAAGAAUGGAUAAAUUUUCUAAGUAUAUUGGUUGAGGAAUUGAAGGCACAUCCCAAGGCUUUGAAUUUUAUUAGUGACAGGCAAAAGGGUUUGAUUGAAGGUGUUUCUGUAAAUUUCAGUGAUGUAAAUCACUUUCAUAGGUACUGCUUUAAACAUCUUUAUAAGAACUUUAAGAAGCUCCAUCCUGGCAAAAACCUUGAGUUUAUGACAUGGAGAGCAGCAAGGUCAUUUAGUGAGGUAGGUCAUAAAAUUUGGAUGGAUAGACUCAAAGAGGCCAAGGAAUCUGCACCAGCGUGGUUUGACAGAGAACCAGUUGAGACAUGGGCAAGAGCUUACUUUGAUAGGUCAUCAAAGUAUGAGCAUGUGACAUCAAAUUUUUGUGAAGCUUUUAAUUCAUGGAUUCUUGAUUUAAGGAGGAUGCCUGUAUGUAAGUUGGUUCAGAAGUUUCAUUUGCUUAUGAUGAGAAUUUUCUAUGAUAGAGAGCAAGUGGGUAAGAAAACUUCUUUUAUGAAAAUAAAAGUUACACAUGGCAUGUGUUACUUUGAUCUUCUUUUUUUAUGAAAAGACUUCUUUUAUUUACUCUUGGUUUAAGUUCAUUACAUCAUUGCAUCACAUGAUUACAUAACUAUUAUAAGAUAACAGUUACACAGAUUAUAUCUAGCAUUAGUUUAGUCGUGUUUCUGAUAAACCCAUUUGA